Messenger RNA from Botrytis cinerea B05.10, 1764 nucleotides. RefSeq names its product Bccak1 (gene Bccak1). The record is from RefSeq and is a predicted model, not a curated record. Gene Ontology annotation, molecular function: ATP binding; cyclin-dependent protein serine/threonine kinase activity. Gene Ontology annotation, cellular component: cytoplasm; nucleus. Lineage: Eukaryota; Fungi; Ascomycota; Leotiomycetes; Helotiales; Sclerotiniaceae. The transcript is spliced from 4 exons. Gene Ontology annotation, biological process: protein phosphorylation. Bases 500 to 1663 code for a protein of 387 amino acids.
GAGAGGGCCAAAGUCUGCAAGGAGUGUUCAGUAGCAAAGCAAGUCCAGUAGUUAGAUUAAGCACGUCUAGAGUAGCAAGUCAAGCAAGCAGUUCUAAUUCUUCUCGCUCCUGUCGGUGGACCAGACCAGACACUCCCGCAAGACCAGAGGCGAACUGCACUCGACAUUCUGAGUGCUCUGCAUCGUGUCGACCAUCUAAUGCCAUUCACCUAUUCACACAUCCACACAUCCACACAUCCACCACGUUGCAUCUAUUUGAGAAUCCUCCAUCUUCCUCAUUCACAACACCGUACUCCACGCGCAACCAGAGACAGUACUUCUCACAUUUCCAAUAAGACACGCCCGAACUUUAUCCGAAAACGCAAGAGAUCAUCUCCUGUCUAAUACGAAGUAAUCACCUCGGAUAAAGGAUAAAGCAUCUUUGCAGAGGAACACAGUCUACCAGAGAACACUAUCUAUAUCUAGUUUAUCGUUGUUCACAUCCUUCCAACUCAGCAAUAUGAGCUCGACGUCAGAUUGGAAACAUGAUCUGAACGCUUCUGACCGAUAUGAUAAUAUCUCAAAGCUAAAGAAGUAUCUCUCGGUGGGUGGUCUUGGCGGUAACACUCAGAAAACUGCAUUUGAAAUCGAAGCAGAGGCUUAUAAUUCUUCGUCAUCAAGAGCCGCCUACGAUGAUUUGUGCAAUCCUACCCAGCCAAAUGAUGAAGUCUGUUUGUCGACAACAUUUCCACCACCCAAAAGCCCCGGUAUCACCAUAGGAUCUUAUAAAAACUGUCACCAUAUAUCUAGUGGUGCUGUCUCUCAAGUCUAUAGGUGCGAUACUGAAGAGGCUUCCCAUGCUUUAAAGGUGAUAACAGAAACUCAUAACAUGGAGCCACAUUCUCCUGCUCGUGAAAUUGCUAUCCUCAAGAAGCUCUCUCAUCCCUCGAUAAUAACACUUCUCACAACAAUAUACGAUCAAGAAUCAAGAUUAGUUCUGAUAUUGCCAUAUAUGCCACACACAUUAACAGACCUGCUAUCGAAAAGUAGCAAUGGUCUGAACACACGCACGACCAAAAAGAUCUUCAAACAAGUGUUAUCCGGGCUCGCAUACCUUCAUGCAGAACACAUUAUUCAUCGUGAUAUAUCACCAUCCAAUAUUCUUUUGCCUCAGGAUAUCGAUGGUCAAAGUUCCAUUGUCAUCACCGAUUUUGGCACCGCAUGGCACCCAAGCAUCUCCUCAUCUGCUGAGCCCUCCGACCAAAAGUGUCUCGAGGUUGGUACUACAUGCUAUCGCUGCCCAGAAACUCUUUUCUCUAACACAUCUUACACCACGUCUCUUGAUCUCUGGUCUACGGGUGUUCUUCUUGCCGAAUGUCUCCGCUCGCCUCCUACCCCGCUCCUCGAAAGCCGACGCGGAGAUGAAGAUGGGAAUCAACUGGGUCUGAUCUUGAGUAUGUUCAAAACCCUCGGGACGCCAACUGAACAGACAUGGCCAGAGGCAACGAAGUGGAAAACAAAUCCGUUUCAAUGGUGGAAUAUUUUCCCAAGUAAACCAUGGGAAGAAUUACUACCAAAUGCUGAGGAAGAUGGAAGAGAUUUGGUCGCAAGUCUUGUUGUCUAUGAAAGUAGUAACAGAAUAACGGCAGAUGAAGCAUUGAAACAUCCGUUUUUCUUUGAAUAAUUCAACCAAACUAUAAGCAGCUUAGCUUGCGAGUUCGCAUUUACAGAUAAGAUAGCCUCUGAACCGGAUUGAAUGAUUUGAUACUCAUUGCUUUUUUCACA